This is a messenger RNA of Rotaria sp. Silwood1, 2277 nucleotides long. Lineage: Eukaryota; Metazoa; Rotifera; Eurotatoria; Philodinida; Philodinidae. The record is from the annotation of a GenBank genome assembly.
AUGGGAGAACAAAUUGAUCAAUUACAAAAAUUAAAAAAUAAACUAGAAAAAGAUAAGCAAACAAUGAAAUCAGAAUUAGACGAUCUUCGUGUACAAAUUGAUUAUAUACAAAAAGGUAAAGUCACUGCUGAAAAACUCUCCAAACAACUUGAACAACAAUUAAAUGACAUUCAUAUUAAACUUGAUGAACAUGUUAAACAAAUUACGGAUUUAAAUCAUCAAAAAUCAAAAUUAUCUAGUGAAAAUUCUGAUUUAGUUCGACAACUUGAAGAAGUUGAACAGCAAAUAAGUAUUUUAACAAAAGCUAAAGCAACAGUACAACAACAACUUGAUGAAGCUAAAAGAAUAAUUGAUGAAGAACUACGUGGUAAAGGUUCAGUUAGUUCACAAAUACGUCAUUUAACUGCCGAUCUUGAACAAGCUCGAGAACAACUUGAAGAAGAACAAGAAAUGAAAAGUGAACUUCAACGACAAAUAACAAAACUUAAUAUUGAAAUACAACAAUGGAAAGCUCGUUAUGAAUCUGAAGGUACUACUCGUAGUGAAGAAUUGGAAGAAGCAAAACGAAAAUUAGCUAUAAAACUAUCUGAAGCUGAAGAACAAGUAGAAGCAGCAUUAAAUAAAUGUAAUGCUUUAGAAAAAGUUAAAGUUCGUCUUCAAGGUGAAGUUGAAGAUCUUAUGAUUGAUGUCGAACGUGCUAAUACAAAUGCUUCGACAAUGGAUAAAAAACAAAAACAAUUUGAUAAAUUAAUAAAUGAAUGGAAACAAAAAUGUGAAGACAUGACUAUUGAACUUGAAGCAUCACAAAAAGAAGUACGUCAAUAUUCAACUGAAUUAUUUAAACUUAAAAGUCAAUAUGAAGAAUCACAUGAACAAAUUGAAGCACUUAGAAAAGAAAAUAAGAAUUUAGCUGAUGAAAUUAAAGAUCUUAUGAAUCAAUCAGGUGAAGGUGGAAAGAAUAUUCAUGAAAUUGAUAAAGCUCGUAAACGUGCUGAAUUAGAAAAAGAAGAAUUACAAGUUGCUUUAGAAGAAGCUGAAUCUGCAUUAGAACAAGAAGAAGCUAAAGUUCUUCGUGCACAAAUGGAACUAAGUACAGUACGUCAAGAAAUUGAUCGACGAAUUCAUGAAAAAGAAGAUGAAUUUGAAAAUACAAGACGUAAUCAUGCACGUACCAUUGAAUCAAUGCAAGCAAGCGUAGAAGCUGAAUCACGAUCAAAAGCUGAAGCACUUAAACAAAAAAAAAAACUUGAAUUAGACAUAAAUGAACUUGAAGUUACACUUGAUCAUGCUAAUCGUACAAAUGUUGAUUCACAAAAAACAUUAAAAAGACUUCAACAAAAUCUUUCAGAUUUACAAAUACAAAUUGAAUAUGAACGACAACAACGUGAUGAAGCUCGUGAAGUAGCUGCUAAUGCUGAACGUCGUUCUAAUCUUAUUUCAAGUGAAAUUGAGGAAUUACGUACUGCUUUAGAACAAGCUGAACAUGCUCGUAAAGCCGCUGAACAUGAAUUACAUGAUAUUGUUGAUCGUAUUAGUGAUUUAAGUACACAAAAUGCUAAUUUAUCAUCACAAAAGCGACAACUUGAAUCAACAACUUCGGCUAUGCAAUCAGAUUUAGAUGAAGCUAUUAGUGAACUAAAGAAUAGUGAAGAACGAGCAAAGAAAGCUAGUGCUGAUACUGCACGUCUUAUCGAAGAAUUACGUCAAGAACAAGAACAUGCAGUUAAUGUUGAACGAUUACGUAAAGGUCUUGAACAGCAAGUUAAGGAUCUUCAAGUACGUCUUGAUGAAGCUGAAGGACAUUCACUUAAAGAUGGAAAACGUGUUUUGGCUAAACUUGAACAACGUAUACAUGAAUUAGAGAAUGAAAAUGAAUUAGAACAACAUCGUCAUCAAGAAACAAUUAAAGAAUUACGUAAAAAUGAUCGUCGUUUGAAAGAAUUAGUAUGUCAAGCAGAAGAAGAUAGAAAAAAUCAAUUACAUUUAAAAGGUCUCGGUGAAAAAUUACAAAAUAAAAUUAAAGUUUACAAACGUCAAGUUGAAGAAGCUGAAGAAAUCGCUGCAAUCAAUUUAGCUAAAUUUCGUAAAGUUCAGUCUGAACUUGAAGAUGCAACUGAACGAGCUGAUUUAGCUGAAAAUCAACUUAAUAAAUUACGUGCCAAAAAUCGUUCAUCGGUUAGUACUAGUGGUACUUCCCUAGCAAAUGAUUUACGUGAAUCAAGUUCUAACCAACGGGGAAAUUCAAAAGUUCGUGCUGUUUCAGUUCAUCAACGUUAA